AUACGAUUGGAGGACUUAAAUCAUACGUGGACGUCCUCAAUGGCUUAUAGCCUCAACUUUUAUAUAGUAUAGAUUUAAAAAAUAUGAAGUUUGCCAAAAAGAAAAAAUGAAGGGCUGAGAGUAAAGGCUUGUCCUGUUUUUGUGGCUACUAACAAUCCGUCUGAAGGUGCUUGAGAAAUGAAAAUUCUGAUUAGUUGAUGCGCACAGAGAUCCUUAGUAACUAACUGGAGAGAGAUGAUUGUGAUAGCAUCUCCCGUUUUCACCACUCCUUCUCACCUUCUCCUUCGCCACGCUUCUCCCCCUCUUCGCCAUGAAUCAACAAGAAGAAUUCCCCGUUCCCGAAGAAGAAGCGUCUCCGCUACCUCCUCCUCCUCCUCUUCUUUGUUGCCGCCGCCACCUCGUCCGGAUAAAGCGUCGGAGUUAAGGGCUCUUUGGAAGCGAUUCAAGAAAGUGGCGGCUCCUUUCUGGUUUUCAGAGGAUAAAGACCAGGCCAGGCUUCGUCUUGCCUCCGUCUUCGCACUAACUCUGGCCACCACCGGCAUCAGCGUCGGCUUCAAUUUCCUCGGCCGUGAUUUCUACAAUGCUCUCUCCAACAAGGACCAAGAGCAGUUCACCAAGCAGUUGCUCUAUUACCUCUGUGGUUUUGCCGGUGGAAUUCCUUUCUUUGUGCUGAGAGAUUAUGCAAAAGAGACACUAUCACUAAGAUGGAGGUCAUGGAUGACCAAAUACUACCUACAACGCUAUUUGAAAGACCAAACUUUCUACAAGAUUCAGUCCCAAUCCAUGAUUGACAAUCCUGAUCAGCGCAUUGUUGACGACCUCAGUUCCUUCACUUCUACUGCCUUGUCUUUCUCUCUCACUCUCUUCAGCGCCACCAUCGACCUCAUCUCUUUCAGCAACAUCCUCUUCACCAUCUACCCUCCUCUCUUUCUCCUUCUCUUGCUCUACUCCUUUGGUGGUACUGCCAUCAGUGUCUUCCUUGGCAAGGGACUAGUGAAUCUCAACUUUAUGCAAGAGAAGAAGGAGGCUGAUUUUCGUUACAGCCUUGUACGCGUGAGGGAAAAUGCUGAAUCAAUUGCUUUCUAUGGAGGAGAACAAAAUGAGAUGCAGCUUCUACUUCAGCGUUUCAGAAGCGCUUUUGAUAAUUUAACUGAGUUGCUGAUAGCAUCUAGAAACCUAGAGUUCUUCACUGAUGGAUACCGCUACCUCAUUCAGAUUCUUCCUGCUGCUCUUGUUGCCCCUAUGUUUUUCUCUGGGAAAAUUGAGUUUGGUGUUAUUAACCAGUCUGUCUCAGCUUUCAAUCAUAUCCUUGGAGACUUCUCCCUCGUUGUUUAUCAGUUUCAAGCUAUCAGCGCUUUCUCAGCUGUCAUUGAUCGACUAGGUGAAUUUGAUGAUCUUUUGGAUAACAACAUCACCAGAGAUCCCUCUCACGCCAUGGACGAGAUUGAGCUGACGUAUCAGAGUGCGGGGAGUUCUUCUUGGCUAGAUUCCAAUGGUUCAGUCCCGUCUCGACAGAAACAAAAGCUUUUGGAGAUCGAGGAGCUCACUCUUCAGACACCAACAAAUGGAACCACAUUAGUUCACAACUUAAUUGCAGAUAUAUAUGACAAGGAUCAUCUACUGAUAAUGGGUCCUAGUGGGAGUGGUAAAACUUCUCUCCUAAGAGCAAUGGCUGGUCUUUGGAGGUCAGGGAAAGGAAGAAUCACGUUCUACCUCAAUCCUCAAGAUGAGGAGAAAUACGAGAGCCAUGAAAAUUCAGUGAAAAGAAGUCCGGGAGAAGUGUUAUUCCUUCCACAAAGGCCUUAUAUGGUUCUAGGAAGUUUGCGUCAGCAAUUGCUUUAUCCUACCUGGAGUACUAUUAUGGAGGAGGCAACACCUGGACCUGAUGGCAGUAAAAUAGACGGUUCCUCGCCUCCUCUCCUGAAAAGAGAUGAGUGUAAGAAGCCAACAACAGAUGAUCUGAUGCGGACUCUAAAGAAUGUUCGUCUUGGACAUAUAGUAGAUCGGUUUGGUGGUCUUGAUUCGCUUCAUGAGUGGUCGAGUGUGCUCUCACUUGGUGAGCAGCAGCGGCUUGCCUUUGCACGGUUAUUGUUGUGUCAGCCGAAGCUAGCUCUCCUUGAUGAAUCCACUAGUGCUUUGGAUGAAGCUAAUGAGGCACACCUCUACCAGCAAAUCCAGUCAGCUGGGAUUACAUACAUAAGCAUUGGCCAUAGGCAGACGUUAACCAAGUUCCAUAACAAGAUCUUACACAUCUCAACCGCAGAUCCGAAGAGCAUAGAACGGAACUGGAGAGUAGUGGACGUGAAUGCCAAAGAAGAUUCGUUUGAAUCAAUAAGAAGUGCGGACUGAAAAUCCGAUCAAAACCUGAUUUAAUUAUUUUUUACAUAGAGACAAAGAAGAAUCGUGUGUAAAUGAUCUCGUAGACGGCAGUAGUCCCUGAAACAUGCUUUGUCCUGAAACACCCUUUUUGUACAUAAAAGCUGCAAGUAUUGACUGGCGUUUGUUCACGUAAAAGUCAAAGCCAACGUAAGAUCAA
Eruca vesicaria subsp. sativa (arugula) is the source of this 2536-nucleotide messenger RNA. The record is from the annotation of a GenBank genome assembly. Lineage: Eukaryota; Viridiplantae; Streptophyta; Magnoliopsida; Brassicales; Brassicaceae.